AUGCGUGCGUGUGGGUGGGGUGCCCCUGUGUCGCAGCAUAAGAUGGAGUCUAUGCUGCUGCAGCCCGUGGUGGUGGAGAAAGAGGAGAGAGGAGAGGGGCCCGGCAGACUGGGGAGCAGCGCUGGUGAUGAAGUGGGCAGGCACCCGCACAUCCCAGUCAGGAGCAUCCACCAGGAGGCAGUAGAGGGGGGAGGAGGGGAGGAGAGCAUCACCCGGGAAUGCAAAGGCUGA
Knipowitschia caucasica is the source of this 231-nucleotide messenger RNA. The record is from the annotation of a GenBank genome assembly. Lineage: Eukaryota; Metazoa; Chordata; Actinopteri; Gobiiformes; Gobiidae.